Molecule: messenger RNA, 3912 nt
Organism: Phodopus roborovskii (desert hamster)
Lineage: Eukaryota; Metazoa; Chordata; Mammalia; Rodentia; Cricetidae
Gene: Ncapg2
Product: non-SMC condensin II complex subunit G2
Exons: 27
Coding region: 9-3428 (1139 amino acids)
Biological process (GO): mitotic sister chromatid segregation
Cellular component (GO): nucleus; condensin complex
Source: RefSeq, a predicted model, not a curated record
CAUCUGUCAUGGAAAAGCGCGAGACGUUUGUCCAAGCGGUUUCUAAGGACCUGGUCGAAGAGUUUCUGCAGUUUAUUCAACUUGACAAAGAUUCUUCGGACCCUUUCAGCCUAGUCGAGUUACUAGAUGAGCUAUCCAGGAAGCAGAAAGAAGAGUUGUGGCAAAGGCUGAAGGAUUUACUAACAGAGACGUUGCUAGAUAGCCCUGUGGACGGGUGGCACACAGUAGAAGACCAGGGCGAAGAUGGGAUGGAGUCAGAGCCCAGUCCAAAGAUGAAAAAGAGCAUAGAAAUAAUACAUGCAAUUACAUCUGUAAUCCUUGCUUCUGUAUCUGUAAUAAAUGAACAAGAGAACUAUGGGGCCCUCCUGGAGUGUGCUGUCAUACUAAACGGCAUUUUAUACGCGCUACCUGAAUCUGAACAAAAACUCCAGAACUCUAUUCAGGAUCUGUGUGUGAAAUGGUGGGAAAAGGGCCUGCCGGCCAAGGAGGACAUGGGAAAGACAGCGUUUGUCAUGCUGCUGAGGAGAAGUCUGGAGACCAAAAGGGGUGCAGAUAUGUGUAGGCUGUGGCACAUCCACCAGGCUUUAUACUGCUUUGUUUAUGACCUGGAGGAAAACAGAGAUAUUAAAGACAUGCUGCUUGAGUGCUUCAUAAAUGUUAAUUACAUCAAGAAGGAAGAGGGAAGAAGAUUUCUUAGUUUCCUCUUCAGUUGGAAUGUAGACUUUAUUAAAAUGAUCCACGAGACCAUUAAAAACCAGUUGCCUGGAUUACAGAAGUCAUUGAUGGUGCAUAUUGCAGAAAUUUAUUUCAGAGCUUGGAAAAAGGCUUCAGGGAAAACACUGGAGACCAUUGAAUAUGACUGCAUCCAGGACUUCAUGUUCCAUGGCAUCCACCUUCCAAGGAGUUCUCCCGUGCACUCCAAAGUACGAGAGGUGCUGAGCUACUUUCACGAACAGAAAGUCCGUCAGGGUGUGGAAGAGAUGCUGUGCAGGCUAUAUAAGCCCAUUCUGUGGAGAGGACUGAAGGCCAGAAAUUCUGAAGUUCGAUCGAACGCUGCAUUGCUGUUUGUGGAAGCAUUUCCUGUUAGAGACCCAAACUUCAUUGCCACUGAGAUGGACAGCGAAAUCCAGAAACAGUUUGAGGAACUAUACAGCCUUUUAGAAGAUCCUUACCCGAGGGUCCGUUCCACAGGCAUCCUUGGCGUUUGUAAAAUAAUGUGUAAAUACUGGGAAAUGAUGCCCCCAACCAUUAUCGUGGACCUCUUGAAGAAAGUCACAGGGGAGCUGGCAUUUGAUAUCAGCUCAGCUGACGUUCGCUGUUCUGUUUUUAAGUGCUUGCCAAUUAUUUUGGAUAACAAGCUGAGCCACCCCUUAUUAGAACAGCUUCUGCCACCGCUCAGGUAUAGUCUCCACGAUAAUUCAGAGAAAGUGAGGGUGGCUUUUGUGGAUUUGUUGCUGAAAAUCAAAGCUGUGAGAGCUGCAAAGUUUUGGAAAAUAUGCCCCAUGGAAGACAUUUUGGUUCGCCUGGAAAUAGAUUCUCGGCCUGUGUCUCGGCGCCUGGUGACCCUCAUCUUCAAUUCUUUCCUGCCUGUGAACCAGCCAGAGGAGGUGUGGUGUGAGCGCUGUGUCACGCUGAUCCAGAUGAACCGUGCAGCGGCCAGGAAGUUCUAUCAGUAUGCCCACGAACACACCGCCAGCACCAACAUAGCCAAGCUCAUCCACGUCAUCCGCCACUGCUUGAAUGCCUGUAUCCAGAGGACUCUGCAAGAGUGCCCGGGGGCCCAUAAGGAGUGUGAGAAGGAGAACACCAGUGUCCUAGACAAAACCUUGUCGGUGAAUGACACUGCGUCCAUGGCGGGUUUACUCGAAGUAAUUGUGAUUCUCUGGAAGACCAUCCAUCGAAGUCUGGAAAAUAAUAAAGAGGCCAAAGGUUAUACCAUUGACAAGUUUGCAUGUGUGCUUCCAGAGUACCUGAAGGUGUUCAAGGACGAGCGCUGCAAGAUCCCUUUGUUCAUGCUGAUGUCCUUCCUGCCAGCCUCUGCUGUCCCUGUGUUCAGCUGUGGCGUGAUCUCUGUCCUGAGAAGUCAGGAGGAGGGUGUCACAGGCAGGAGCUACUGUACCUUGCUGGAUUGUCUGUGUUCCUGGGGGCAAGUGGGGCAUGUCCUGGAGCUCAUCGUUGACUGGCUGCCUACAAGGCCACCUCAGGCCAAGAGUAAUUUGGCCUCUAAACGUAAAGCGCAAAUCAGUGACACAUGCCCAGUGAAACCCGAGUUAGCCCUGUUGUACAUGGAGUAUCUGCUGACCCAUCCAAAGAAUCGAGAGUGUCUGCUCUCUGCACCCCAGAAGAAACUGAACCAGCUUUUAAAAGACCUUGAGGGAUCCAAGGCAGAUCUGGAAUCAUGUCUUCAGUCUCCGAGUGGGAAUCCCCUCAACUUCAACAAAGCGGCUGCCCUGCAUGCCUUUGGUCUGUACUGCAGGCUGAGCGUCCAUCUUCAGUACAAGUUCUGCUCAGAAGAGAAAAUUCAUCUGUCCAUCUUGAGUGAAACUGGGUCUUGGUUGGAAAACAAAGUUUUACCUCUUCUUCAAGACCAAGAAGAGGAGUAUCUGAAGCUGCGGAGGGACGUCUAUCAGCAAGUUAUCCAGACUUACCUGGCUGUGGGUAAAGACGUUGUCAUGGUGGGCCUUGGAGACCCUGAGUUUCAGAUACAGCUUCUACAGCGGAGUCUUGGAAUAAUGAGAACAGUGAAGGGAUUUUUUUACAUUUCGUUACUUCUUGGAAUUCUGAAGGAGAUAACAGGAAACUCCAUAAUUCAAAAAACAGAUUCAGAUGAAAAAGUCACAGUGCUCUUUGACUUGGUCCAGGAAGUAUUCCAGAAGAUAUUGGAAUGUGUUGCCUGGACUUUCAGAAAGCAGCCAGAAGAAAGCCUGCAGCUCUUUCAUUCUGUCCAGAACCCCCUCCAUGAAUUUAUCAGCACCAUCCAGUUGUGGUACAAGGACACUGCAGUCCACCAUGGCGUCCUUUCUACCCUGAUCGCUGCGCCUGUGGUUGAGAUAAGUCACCAGCUGCGGAAGGUGUCUGAUAAAGAAGAGCUGGCCAUACCGCAGUGUCUCGCUGACCUUCCUCCAUUUUCAAGGUGUUUACUGGGAAUAAUAAUGAAGUCUUUGGAUGUGGUCAGGUCAUUUUUGGACGAGCUAAAGGUGUGUGUAACCUCCGGUGACAUUGAAGGCAUCGUGUGCCUCACAGCUGUUCUGCAUAUCAUUCUGGUUAUUAACAAAGUUAAACACAGAAGUGCAAAACUGAAGGAGGUUGCAGAGACUGUGAACAGAAGGCUGAAGACGUUCAUGGAGAUCACUCUGGAAGAGGAUAGCCUCGAAAGGUUCCUGUAUGAGUCAUCGACGCGAACUUUGGGAAGAUUUCUGAAUUUAUGACAAAACUCCCAUCCCUGGGUGUGUAGAAAUAGAGAGAAAGACUCACGAAGUGAAAUGUGUGUAUAUCUUUCUUGCCUUUUCUUCUUUUGUCAGACUAAGCCUGGAGGCCUGGGUCUGUAGCUACCCAAAGGUGAAGGCCAGUACAGCCCUGGCGCUCUGUGGUACACACUGUGCCUUUAAAUAGCCGGCGGAGGUGGAGAGUGGUAGAGAUGCUCGCACUCGGCCCCAGAAGCCCUGGCAAUGCGAAUGGGAACCGUGGCCUUAGCCAGCUCUUGACUUCGCUGGCAUAUGACUUACCCAUUAUUUAUUAUUUGUUAAUGAAAAUUUCCCUGGAACAGAUUCCUCCUUGGCCUUUUCAGCGGGGCAACCAUUAGCCCACACGGCACCUUUGUUCCUUCAAACGAUGGAAGGAAUCACUUUGCCAAGAUAUUUUUACUGCCAUCUGUUGUACAGUUGUAAUAAAUACCCAGAUAUACAGCACUGA